Molecule: messenger RNA, 1336 nt
Organism: Choloepus didactylus (southern two-toed sloth)
Lineage: Eukaryota; Metazoa; Chordata; Mammalia; Pilosa; Megalonychidae
Gene: MS4A7
Product: membrane spanning 4-domains A7
Exons: 7
Coding region: 161-883 (240 amino acids)
Biological process (GO): cell surface receptor signaling pathway
Cellular component (GO): trans-Golgi network; plasma membrane
Source: RefSeq, a predicted model, not a curated record
CACUGAGAAAGGGACAGGAAGUUUCAGAGGCUGGAGAGCAGCGCAGGAAGGUUUCUUGGACUGGCGCAGCCCGUGGGAGGUUCUGGCUGAGAACUCACGGUGACCUGGACCCUUGGCCACAACACGCGGGACUGGCUGGGAGGACAGAAUCAUCAGUAUCAUGCUAGCCCAACCCAAGACCAAGGGGGCCUUUGAUAUCUUCAAUCCAAAAGGUGUCAUUAUCCCCCCAAAACAGAAACCUGGACUCACCUCCCCAAAAGAGGAUACAAUGCAUAAUGGUCUGCAAAAGGAAGCCACAGUUCUUGGGACUAUCCAAAUCCUGUCUUGCCUGAUGAUUGCAAGCUUGGGGACCAUUUUGGUUUCUGCUUCCCACUCUUCCCACUUCAACCCAGCAGUUUCCACCAUUUUGAUGUCUGGGUAUCCAUUUAUAGGAGCUCUGUAUUUUGCCCUUACUGGAUCCCUCUCAAUUAUCUCUGGGAGAAAAUCAACUAAGCCCUUAGUCCUGAGCAGCCUGAUCUUGAACGCAGUGAGCCUGGUAGCCGCUGGAGCGGGCCUCAUCCUCCUCGCCCACAGCCUGGCCGCCCUGGGGUCUGCUUCUCGGCAGUGUCGCUCGGAGCAGGACCAUCUAUCAGCACUGCCUUAUUCGGAGUACUAUUACUCAAUAUAUGAAAUCAAGGACUGUCUCCUGGCUGGUGUCAGUCUCACAGGUGUGCUGGUGGUGAUGCUGAUCUUCAGUGUUCUAGAGCUCUUGCUGGCUGUGUACGGGUCUUUCCUAUGGUGGACACAGUUCAACUCCAGUAACCCUGGGAGUGCAUUUUUCCUGCCUUGGUCACAAGACCAUAUCCAACAUGUCAAAAAGAGCUCUUCAAAGACAUGGAUAUGAGUAACUCAGCCUCAGAGGAUAAAGAAGGAGAAAUCCUGUGCUCAUGGCAAAGGGUGAUUAGACUUGCCUGAAAUCUCAACCAUUUGGGAGACUGUCAAACCUUAAAAAGAAAAAAAGCCCCUGCUUUGUUUUGUUUUGUACUUGUUUUCAGUAUGAGUCAUUUUAUUUCUCUUGCAAAUAAUUUUGUAAAAGCCCAGGCCAGGAUAAUGUUAGCUGCCUGUCUUCUGAAACGGUCAUAAACUUUAUGAACUUUUCUGGGCAAACUGAGCAGAAAGUGAUUCAUCUUUCAAUAAGGAAGAAGAAGAGAAAAUGUGAACUUUUGUGCUUGCCUUUGUGGCUAGGCCAUGGUGGCUUUGUAAGUCCUGUUUCUGUAUUAUUUUCACACUCAUGUUGUUUAAAUGUUAGGUCUUAGGGAUUGCAAGAGCACUUUAAUUCAAAAUACAUUCAAAAAGA